AUGUUAUUUUUCGCAAUUAUUAUUCCAUCAGCAUUUUCGCUGAUUUGGUUGACACCUUAUACAACAUAUGGUUUUGAUGCUCCAGUUUUGAUGUGGAUCUACAACAGUCCUGAAUUUAUGCCUUCUUGUGAUCGAAUUACAACUUUGGUUACCAGUGUGCUUGCUACUUUUUGUUAUUUACUUGUAUUGCUACAUGUUUUGAAAAAAAGCAGAUCGAAGGGCAGCGAAAUUCAUGGUACCUCGAGACAACGGGAUACACUGCUAACAUUACAGGUUGUAAAUAACAGUGGAUAUACUGUUUGUGUCUCCAUUUAUUUUAUCACUGAUUUAAGAUGCAUACGCGCAAAAUUUAUUGAAAAUACUCGAAAUCAAAAAAUUUUAUCACUGAUACUGGAUAUGACAUUUUGUUCACAACACAGAACUUCUGUAACUGUUAUGGCAAUCGCCAGUUGCGUUCCGCCGAAACCGGUCAUACCACUUAAGAAUGGAUAUGCAGCUAAUAAACGAUACACUGGCGCACAUUUGAAACAAACUUUUGGUGCUAAAUCUUAA
This is a messenger RNA of Thelazia callipaeda (thelaziosis nematode), 552 nucleotides long. The record is from the annotation of a GenBank genome assembly. NCBI's taxonomy places the organism in Eukaryota, Metazoa, Nematoda, Chromadorea, Rhabditida, Thelaziidae.